CUUUUUUUUCUCUGAGCUCUGACCUCUGAAGUCCGCGUUACUUCCGCGUUUCGCUCACCUGUUACACCUGUAUUACAGCGCUGUGCUGUAGGUGCGACUCCAGCUCUGCCGGUGCACCUGUUGCCUUAUUGUGCCAUGACCGAGGAGCUCAUAACGUGCGACCUAGCCAGCUCGUCUUCAUCGGGUGACUCGGAGGAGACUUUAAACUGUGUGAAAACGGGGGGGAUGGAUUGUGAGGAGCCUAUUUUCUCCGCGUUGAGCGGCGAUGUGAAGCAGCAGGCGGGGGACGCGACCUCCCCGACCGCUGGGACUACCUCCGACACAGAGUCUGGGAUCUUCUCUGUUGAACGUGAGCUCUGUGUGGCGCAUGAGUCCGAGCUAGAAUGGUUCUGUGGAACCGAGCAGAAACUCAUCUGCUGUCACUGCGCCACCGUGGGCCCCUGCCAAGGACACACUGUGACCCCACUGGCCACCAGAGUAACCGCAGUCAGGAAUGAACUGGUGGAUGUGUGUGAGAAAAUACAGCUGCAGGCACUGAGGAUUGAAAAGUUUAUCAACCAGACACUGACAGCUAAAGAGCAAAAGCUUCAGACAGCGGCAAGCAGGGCAAGGGAGCGUGUGCUGGCUCAGGUCAGCGCAGCACGCGAAGCCCUGGAGGAGGAGGAGCAGCGUCUCUUGGAGGAGGUGCAGAGGGAGGAGGAGCGGGUGGAGCAGUGUCUCCUCACCCAGAGAGCCCACUGGAGCCAGGCUUUGGAGAGUCUUUCGCAAACACGCUCCCACCUGGUGCACACGCUGACAGACAUGCAGGACGCACAGCUGGUGACUAGUGUCCAGAAGAUAGCUGAAAGGGUGGAGGCAGCAGAGGGGGUUGGGGAGCCCUGUGACACAGACCAGCUCAACCUGAACCCAGGCUGCAGUGACAGCAAGCUGCUGAGAGGUCUGUGGGCCACUGCAGUACUGUUGGGCCCAAACGCUUCCGGAUCGUCUUCUUUAAAGUUUGAUGAGCGCACAGUGAGCCCUCUCCUGUCCCUGUCUGAUGACUUCUGCACUUUGACUUUCCUACACAAAAAAGCUCGCCAGUCCCCGCAGUACGACCCAGCACGAUUCGACUGUUUGCCCAACGCACUGGGUUCACUGUCCAUGUCCUCUGGCACCCACAGCUGGGUGGUGGGGGUAGGCCAGAGUGCUGCCUUUAAGAUUGGGGUCUGCUACUCCUCUCUGGAGCGCAAAGGCUCUGGGAACGAGGCCCGACUGGGCAACAACAGUCAGUCUUGGGUGCUGUCCCACUACGAUGGGGACUAUUCCUUUUGCCACGGGGGGAAUAAGGUGCCCCUGCAGGUCGCAAGGAAACCCCAAAAGAUCGGCCUGCUGCUGGACUGGCCGAGUCAGACGCUGGUGUUUUACGAGCUGGACUCCAUUGCAGUGCUGUACUCUGUCACACAUCCCUUCAGUGCCCCGCUGCUGCCAGCGUGUGCCGUGGCUGACCGCAGCAUCACCAUCCUGCACUGACACUGCCAGAACACUAUACAUACUGUAUAAACUGUAUUUAUAUUGCACUUUUCUUACAAGGUGCAUUACAAAAAGAAAUAAAACAAACAAGGCAGAUACAAUGAGAAAAAGGCCAAAGAACAUGAGCAGAGGCAUUAAAGACAAUAAAGUGAAUAAGAUCAAAUAGGAGUAAAACAUAUAUUAAACCUUAACAUGUGAAGCAAUGCCUAUGGGAGACCCUACAGAUCCUCCAUCUAUUUAUUCUAUUAGUAGAUACUGAUUCUUUUUGUUACUGUUUGUAAUGAUUUUCUAGAUUUCAGUUUCUUUG
This is a messenger RNA of Micropterus salmoides (largemouth bass), 1816 nucleotides long. RefSeq names its product B box and SPRY domain-containing protein-like. The record is from RefSeq and is a predicted model, not a curated record. Bases 136 to 1509 code for a protein of 457 amino acids. Gene Ontology annotation, molecular function: protein binding. The transcript is spliced from 6 exons. Lineage: Eukaryota; Metazoa; Chordata; Actinopteri; Centrarchiformes; Centrarchidae.